GGCCUCUUUUUGCGUUGGCACGUGUACGUGAAGGUUUACUGGUUCAGCGCUGAUCAGUUUUUGUUGAUAAUAAAUUGAUUAACUCGACCAGGAUUAACAAUUUAAAAUGGCAAGCUUGAAGACCGAUAACCCUGAGAAACCAGGACAGGAAGUCGCACCAGUUCAUCGUAUUCGUAUUACUUUGACAUCAAGGAACGUACGUUCUCUUGAAAAAGUAUGCUCUGAAUUGAUAAGCGGUGCCAAGAAACAGAAGCUCAAGGUAAAGGGACCAGUCCGCAUGCCGACCAAGAUCUUGAGAAUCACAACCCGUAAGACACCUUGUGGAGAAGGUUCCAAGACCUGGGAUCGCUUCCAAAUGCGAAUCCACAAACGAGUAAUUGAUCUUUACUCACCAUCUGAAAUCGUCAAGCAGAUUACCAGCAUCUCCAUCGAACCUGGUGUAGAGGUUGAGGUCACUAUUGCCAACGAUUAAUAAAUAAACUUAUUUGUACAAAACAAUGGUUUAAUAAAAACAAAUACCAAUUUAA
Molecule: messenger RNA, 527 nt
Organism: Microplitis demolitor
Lineage: Eukaryota; Metazoa; Arthropoda; Insecta; Hymenoptera; Braconidae
Gene: RpS20
Product: 40S ribosomal protein S20
Exons: 3
Coding region: 107-472 (121 amino acids)
Biological process (GO): translation
Cellular component (GO): cytosolic small ribosomal subunit; ribosome
Molecular function (GO): structural constituent of ribosome
Source: RefSeq, a predicted model, not a curated record